This is a messenger RNA of Eutrema salsugineum, 1331 nucleotides long. RefSeq names its product PGR5-like protein 1A, chloroplastic. Gene Ontology annotation, cellular component: chloroplast thylakoid membrane. Gene Ontology annotation, molecular function: oxidoreductase activity, acting on iron-sulfur proteins as donors. NCBI's taxonomy places the organism in Eukaryota, Viridiplantae, Streptophyta, Magnoliopsida, Brassicales, Brassicaceae. The transcript is spliced from 10 exons. Gene Ontology annotation, biological process: photosynthetic electron transport in photosystem I. The record is from RefSeq and is a predicted model, not a curated record. Bases 141 to 1106 code for a protein of 321 amino acids.
AAACAAGCAAUUAAAAAAAAAAUCUCAAAAUCAGAACAAACCUGAAGCUCACAGUAACAAACGCAUCUUCAACCACAAGCUCCUGCAAAAAAUUUCCCGGAAAACAGAGGAAAAGGAUCUCCUUUACUCUCCUAGGGAAAAUGGGCAGCAAGACGUUGUUCAGUUUGACAAGCCCUCGACUUUUCUCCGCCGUUUCUCGCAAACCCACCGUUUCUUUCUCUCCUCCGUCGUCGUCGAGGUCUCAGUGGGCUCAGCUCAGCCCUGGAAGAUCGAUUUCCCUGAGAAGAAGAUUCUUCUUGUUGCCUGCAAAAGCCACCACAGAGCAAUCAGGUCAAGUGGAAGGAGAAGAAGUCGAUAGCAAUAUUAAUGCUUAUUGUAGCAUCAACAAGGCUCAGAAGAAAUCAAUUGGUGAAAUGGAACAAGAGUUUCUCCAAGCCUUGCAAUCGUUCUAUUACGAUGGCAAAGCGAUCAUGUCAAAUGAGGAGUUUGAUAACCUUAAAGACGAGUUGAUGUGGGAAGGAAGCAGUGUUGUGAUGCUAAGUUCGGAUGAACAAAGGUUCUUGGAAGCUUCAAUGGCUUAUGUUUCUGGAAAUCCGAUUCUGAAUGAUGAAGAAUAUGAUAAGCUGAAACUGAAACUAAAGAUGGAUGGUAGCGACAUUGUGUGUGAGGGUCCAAGAUGCAGUCUCCGUAGUAAAAAGGUGUAUAGUGAUCUCGCCGUAGAUUAUUUCAAGAUGCUCUUGCUGAAUGUUCCUGCUACCGUCGUUGCUCUCGGCCUAUUCUUCUUUCUGGACGACAUUACAGGUUUUGAGAUCACAUACAUCUUGGAGCUUCCGGAACCAUUCAGCUUCAUAUUCACGUGGUUCGCUGCUGUGCCUUUGAUUGUAUAUCUGGCUCUAUCAAUCACCAAAUUAAUCAUCAAAGACUUCUUGAUCUUGAAGGGUCCUUGUCCGAAUUGUGGAACGGAGAAUGUCUCCUUCUUUGGAACAAUUCUUACAAUCUCCAGUGGCGGUAAAACCAACGCUGUCAAAUGCUCCAACUGUGGAACAGCAAUGGAGUAUGACUCGGGUUCUCGGUUGAUCACAUUGCCAGAAGGAAGCCAAGCUUGAAGGCUGUGAGGUGAAGAUGGGAAAAGAAGAAUGGGUUUUGUCAGAAGCAAAAUAGAUAUUGAUGGUUGUAUAUUUAAGAUCUUCCAUGUUAGCUCUUUCCUCCUUCACAUGUUUUCUGAUUUGUAAGUAUUGUGUAAGCAAUAAGAGAAAUAUUUUAUGAAUACUUCUUCUAUCAACCUUUUGUAGUGAUAAUAUAGUCUUUAAUAAUAAGUUAGGUAUCAAACU